Molecule: messenger RNA, 4594 nt
Organism: Anopheles bellator
Lineage: Eukaryota; Metazoa; Arthropoda; Insecta; Diptera; Culicidae
Gene: capt
Exons: 10
Coding region: 18-3800 (1260 amino acids)
Biological process (GO): regulation of adenylate cyclase activity; cell morphogenesis; cytoskeleton organization
Cellular component (GO): cytoplasm
Molecular function (GO): actin binding; adenylate cyclase binding
Source: RefSeq, a predicted model, not a curated record
CUCCCAGGGACGGCAAAAUGUUUUCCUGCUGCCGCUGUGUAAAUCCCAAGUCACCGAAACAGAAGGAAAAGUUGGCCGCGGGCAAGGGCGAUAAGAAUGCCGAGUCCGAGUCGGAGUCGGAGGAGCAGCACACCAAGCAGCCGAAAUCGAACGAAGCGCCGCCGGCGACGGUCAGCCACCUACCGACGGUGGAUAACCUUUCGCAGGAUGACGAGGAGAUCAAGAUAGAAAUAAUUGAAAACUCCGACAACCCACCGUCGUCGUCGGGGGGAUCGGCUGCGACGACGGCCGCCCUGAACGGGGGCCGAUCGCCGGCGGAACCCACGUCAGAGGGGGCUCCCGCGGGAACGCAAUCCCCUCUCGAUAAACGGCACCCGGCGGAAACGGAACCGGCGGCCCCAGGCCCCAAUGAUACCGAGCGGGCAGCAUCGUUGAACCUGGACGCAGCCUCGGCCUCGUCCUCGUCGCCCGCGAGCAAAACACCGUCGAACCUUGCGUCGGGUCAAUCGUCGUCCGCCGUGGUGACGGAGAUCGAAGCACAACCACUGGCCCACAACGAAUCGACCGAUGCCGAUUCGACCGGAGACGCCACCAAUACGCCUCAGGAAAUUCCGACCACCGUCGGGGAGCUACUAGCGGCGGAGGAGAAGCAAAAGUUGCCCGAUCCGCCCGGUCCGGAACGAGCCGAUUCCGCCGAUUCCAAGGCUCACAACGACGUGCCGCCGAAAGAAAGUUCGGAUGAGUGCCGUUCGCACGAAGAUAACGCCAACGGGACGCAGGGCCGGCGGCCACACCCGGAGCACCAGGAGGACGACGAAACCCCGGUGGAUGAUGCAGCGGGAAGGGCUUUCAUCUCCGACGCACCCGAAGGACGGCGAUCGGACGAACAGUUGCUCCCGGGAGCCACCGGACCGGACCCAAUCGAUGAUUCACUGGAAGGCGAAGAGACAGCGGAACCACCGCUACCACCACCACCACCACCGGUUGAUUCUUUAGCGGCGCCACCGGAAGACGAACCCGAACCGAUGGCGGAUGGAAAGGAGCAACAGCGUGAUUGUUGUGGCGCGAAAAUGGAGCGACUUCAAAGUGAACCGAGCAACAGCGAGGACACGAUUGAGGAGACGAUUGAUGUGGAAAAGUAUUUACUGCCCCAACGGAGAAGCGACCGGGGGGCGGAAAGUGACGACGAAAAUCCGCUCAGCAGCAGCAGCGACGGCAGUGCGGUGGCCAGCGGCGAUGAUGGCGCAAUCAGUGACAACGAAUCGAGCCCUUCGAGCGAGAAGAAGGGCUGCGGCGAGACUGAAACGACACGGGCGCCCGUCGCAGCGCUGUCGCCCAGCAACGAGGCUCAGGUUUCAUCGAAGCAUUCGAGCGGCGGCGAACACGACGACACGUCGACGCUGUCGGAGUCGGCCCCGCGAACGGCGCCCACCAACGGGGACAGCCCGUCCGGGAUCGAGGCGGACAACAGCAGUAGCCGGAAGGAGUCGGUCAACAGUGACGACACGACCAUCCGGACGCAGGUUUCCUUCCGCGAGAGCUGCCUGUCGCGCCGCUCGUCGUCGAAGUCGUCGGUCAAGAAGAAGGUGGCCUACAACGAGAGCACCGAGGUGAUACCACCGCCCGAGUAUCCGCCGCCGGAGGACGACGAUUCCGUGUUCUCCGACUCGAUCCCACCGAGGUUGCCGCGGGGCGACAUGUGUACGCCGUACGCAACCAAGCGCGGUUCGCUGCCGGGCAUGAUCGCGCUCCCGGACUGGUUUGCCGAGGAUCGACUCAUGAUGGAAGAGGGUGGCAUUAUGGAGCCACCGACUACGCCCAUCGGGCGCGAUGAGCUGGCAUUACGCAGGCAUCGGUUCUUCUCGGAACUGCUCAAUGCAGCCCAUGCCGCCGUGGAGCACCGGGUUCGCUUUGAUCCGCUCGGGCCCGAAAUUGCCAAGGUCCAGACGGAGGAGACGGAGGAAUCGGAGGAUUGUGAUCCGGAUCUGAAGCCUUCGUCGGCGCGUGAGCUAGAGUGUUUGAUCGAUCGCCUGGAGCGUAUUGUAGAUCGGUUAGAGCGUACGGUUUCGGCUCGGGAGUUGGAAGAAACUCGGCGUAUCCUGAAAGACGCUUGCGUUGUGGGUAAGGCGGCAAUCCAGAGCAACGACGGCAGGGCGAACACGGUCACUCGCAGGGCAGUUGUGAACCGGCAUGCAUUUUUGACGAAAGAACCCUCCGAACAGCGCGAUCUACCGACGGUUCUUCCCUCGACACCACCACCUUCGGCGUCGUUCUUGCACCAGCAGAUCGACAGUCUCGAGAGUAGCCUCUUCCCCGAGUUUACCGAUCGGCUGCAGGCACACGGGAGCAGCAGCGCCACCGCCACCGAACUAUCCACUGUAAUACAUACUCAUUCAUCCGCUUUUUUAAACCAUACUAAUCCUUUGACCGCUCAAGAGCAACGAGACAACGCAGUAUUAUCGUUCGCCACGCAGAACAGUGCCGUAGUAGUGCCGGCGGACCCAGUACCGAGAACGAUGAGUAUUAACGCGUACGAAGAUAUUAUGCUCGGCUCGUUCGCCAGCUUCCUGACGCUUGCCAACAAAAUCGGCGGCGAUGUCGCCACGCAAGCCCAGUUCGUGAAGGAAGCGUUCGACGUCCAGUUGGCGUUCCUGAAGGUGGCCGCGGCCUCGAGUGCUCCGUCGUCGAACGCCGAUUUGCAAAGUUUACUGAAACCUACCUCGGACAAGAUUGCGACCAUCCAAAGUUUCCGCGAGAAAAACCGUACCUCACCGUUCUUCAACCAUCUGUCCGCGAUCAGCGAAAGUAUUCCCGCGCUGGGAUGGGUCUGUGUGGCCCCAACUCCCGGCCCGUAUGUGAAGGAGAUGAACGAUGCCGGCCAGUUCUACACCAACCGUGUGCUGAAGGACUGGAAGGAAAAGGAUGCGACACACGUGGAGUGGGCUCGCGCCUGGAUCCAGACACUAACGGAGCUGCAACAGUUCAUCAAGCAACACCACACGACCGGUCUGGUGUGGUCGGGCAAGGAUAAACCGGUUGUCGGCGGGUCGGCCGUUCCUCCGCCACCACCACCCGGCGGUCUUCCUCCGCCACCACCGAUGAUGCCGCUGGGCGAUAUGUCCGCGGGCGGCGUAGGAGACGACCGUAGCGCCCUGUUUGCCCAAAUCAAUCAGGGGGCCGACAUAACGAAAGGUUUAAAGAAGGUGACGUCCGAAAUGCAAACGCACAAGAAUCCCGGUCUCCGAACGGGUCCCGCCCCGUAUAAGGCCCCCACGGCCGUUACCAAUGGCACCAAGUCGGUGGCGGCACCGGCCACCGCGAAGGCGCCGUCUUUUAUGCGCGACGGCAAGAAGUGGCUGAUCGAGUACCAGAAGAACAACGCCGAUCUGCUGGUCGAGAACGCCGAGAUGAACAACGUUGUGUACAUGUUCCGGUGCGAGGGCUCCACGCUGCAGAUCAAGGGCAAAAUCAACAGCGUGGUGAUGGACUCGUGCAAAAAGUGUUCCCUCGUCUUCGACACGAUGGUUUCGUCGGCCGAGUUCGUCAACUGCCAGAGCGUGCAGAUGCAGGUUCUCGGUAAGGUGCCGACGAUCUCCGUCGACAAGACGGACGGUUGCCAGAUGUAUCUAUCGGCGGAUUCGCUCGACGUCGAGAUUGUCAGCUCGAAAUCGUCCGAAAUGAACGUGAUGAUCCCGAAGGGAAGCACCGGUGAUUAUGUCGAGCAACCUAUUCCGGAGCAAUUCAAAACGGUUGUGAAGGGCACCUCGCUGAACACGACCUGCGUCGAAAGUCUCGGUUAAUCGGCGUCGUGUGUCCGUAUGCGCUGUGAGGUUUUGUGCGUGAGUUUUAUUACAAGUUUAAUGGUAAUUUUCGCCGACUACGGACAGGAGGACAAGGGGAGACCACACAUACAAACACACAUACACACAUACUGUCACUGCAAAUCAACUAGAAGUUACGCGUGCGAGCAAAAAGUAUAUAAUAUCAAAUUGAGUAAUUUUAAAAACAGCAAAUAAUGUCAUCAGAAUCAGAAUUAAUAGAGUUCCGUGCCGGAGUGGAGUGUUCUAGCGGGAGAAAGUCGCCGUUUUAUAUCGAACUGUGGUAGAACGCGUGUCUGUAUUCAAUCGGAACCAAGCUAUACAAGAAGCCAACGUGACUCACUUUCUAACACCACUUUUUCUGGUGGCAAAAACAUUCAGAAACGGACAUCAUUAUUCAUUUACACUAUUGGGAACAGGAAGAAUGCCCAUUUUCUUCACUAUCUUUGACCCGAUUGGGAGCAAGCUUCAGUCCUGCCUCAAACCGAUGCAAUGGAUUCCUUUUGUUUUUUACAUUUUGGCUACCCCUUAAUCCAUCAAAAGGCAUUUUAAAGCAAUCAAAUAAAUUACUCAUCAUCGAGGAACCAAUCGAACCAAUUCAGGCAGGCAAAUGAUCGUAAAUGGGUGAUUUCAUUUCAUAAACGUUUGAUAACCAAUAAAACUCCGAUACGAACUGUGUAACCGAUACUCAUGCUGCGUAUCAUUCGAGAAAGUAUACCCAUCAAUCAUUAUGUUAUUUGGACAAAAUUGAAAUUCAAUAAACAAUGCUAGCCAUA